Messenger RNA from Platichthys flesus (European flounder), 2702 nucleotides. It is a transcript of the gene gpr12, whose product is annotated as G protein-coupled receptor 12. Gene Ontology annotation, molecular function: G protein-coupled receptor activity. The transcript has 2 exons. Gene Ontology annotation, cellular component: membrane. The coding region runs from base 575 to 1603 and encodes 342 amino acids. The record is from RefSeq and is a predicted model, not a curated record. NCBI's taxonomy places the organism in Eukaryota, Metazoa, Chordata, Actinopteri, Pleuronectiformes, Pleuronectidae. Gene Ontology annotation, biological process: G protein-coupled receptor signaling pathway.
UUACAGCACGCAGCUCUGCUGGUGCCUCAACUGGGAAACAGUCUGCAGGUGCGUAAAAACCAGUCUGUGCGUCCUACAGCCGGCAGGUAUCAGAGUUCAGCCGGUCUCUGAGACUCUGGCUCAUUUGGGACUCCUCCUUCAUCACCACCCCCUCCUCCUCCUACUCCACUUCUCCCAUCCACUCUCACACCUCUUGCCCUCCUCCUCCUCCUCCACCUCCUGCUAUCCCUCUCUUCCGCCGCCGAUCCGUUCCCUGCGCUCCUGCACAGCCGCAGUCCACGGCGAUGUGCCGUUAACUCCUUUAUUUCUUCCUCCUCCUCCUCCUCCCCUUCUUCUUCGAAUUCUUCUUCUUCUCCUUCCACCAUCCCUGCUUUCAGGCAGAUAGGACCAGCAUCCAACCAUCACCCCUCCCCUCCUGCCUCUCCUCCCCUCCUCCUCCUCCCAGGGCUGCUGCUGCUGUCUCUGUCCGCCGGCGCUGCAACCAUCCUCAUCACUGACAUGGAGACACCAGGCUCCCGUCGCGCUUCCAUCUAGACGGAAGGUCUCCGCUCGCAGAAUCAAGACGGGGGGCACCAUGAGUGAAGAGCCACCGGUCACCCCCAGCUGGCUGACCCCUGACCCCACAGCAUGGGCCAGCGGAGGCGGGGGACCGAUGGACAACAGUACCAACCUGGGGACGUUUCCACCGGAGGACUCCCUCUCGCCCAGCCAGCUGCCCCUGCUGAUCAACCCCUGGGACAUCGUGCUGUGCUCCUCAGGGACCCUCAUAGCCUGUGAGAACGCGCUGGUGGUGCUGGUGAUCUGGCAGAACCCGGCACUCAGAGCCCCGAUGUUCCUGCUGAUUGGCAGCUUGGCAUUCGCCGACCUGCUUGCCGGCCUGGGCCUGGUGCUCCACUUCACCUGUGCCUACCUGCUUCAAUCUGAAUCUGCCCAGCUGCUGACCGUAGGCCUGGUGGUGGCCUCCUUCUCGGCCUCUGUCUUCAGCCUGCUGGCCAUCACGAUUGACCGCUACCUGUCGCUGUACUACGCCCUCACCUACAACUCGGAGCGGACGGCGGCCUUCACCUACACCAUGCUGGUGCUGCUGUGGGGCCUCUCCCUGUGUCUGGGCCUGCUGCCGAUCACAGGGGUCAACUGCCUGGCGGAGGAGUCUACGUGCAGCGUGGUGCGGCCGCUGACCAAGAACAACAUCGCCGUGCUCUCCAUCUCCUUCCUGCUGCUCUUCGGCCUCAUGCUGCAACUGUACGUCCAGAUCUGCAAGAUUGUGAUGCGCCACGCUCACCAGAUCGCCCUCCAGCACCACUUCCUGGCCGCCACACCCCACUACGUCACAACACGGAAGGGCGUGUCGACGCUGGCCAUCAUCCUGGGCACGUUCGCCGCCUGCUGGAUGCCGUUCACUGUCUACUCCCUCAUCGCGGACUACACCUAUCCUCCGCUCUACACCUAUGCCACGCUGGUGCCUGCCACCUACAACUCCGUCAUCAACCCGGUCAUCUACGCCUUCAGGAACCAGGAGAUCCAGAAGGCACUGUGGCUGGUGUGCUGUGGCUGUGUGCCCGCAAGUGUGGCCCACCGUGCAAGGACCCCCAGUGACGUGUGACGAAGGAGACCCAGGUGGGAAGAGAGAGGCGCCCUGGGUCAGCUCUGCUCCUCACUGGGUCUGUCCAGUGUCACAGAGGGCAGCGUCAGGGGAGGAGGCCCAGGGCAGUGGCUCCGGCUCCUGAUGGAGGUCACACCGGCUGAGGCAGGUGGCUCAGUGACCCACAGCCCGCCAGGAUGGAUUGAUGGAUGGAUGGAGUUUCUCCAAUUUCCUUUCUUCCAAUCAACAUAGGGCAACGUAUCUCACUGUCUUCCCCCUGUAGGCCUGCAUCCCGGCCCCUCCCUUCCGGCCCGUGCCACGCCCUUCCUCUGUUCUGCAGAGCGCGCUGAGUGCAUCGCAUGUUCCAUCCAUAGGAUGUGCAUACAGUUAACAGCACCAGACCUCUGGCUGACACGUGCUGCUCUUCAUAGGGGGGCAGGGAGGGGCGGGUUCAUUAUUAGUUUGCGCCCCUGUGCGUGCGUAAAAGCGCACGGGAGAUGAACAAAGCCGCGAGAGGGAGGGAGGCGGAUGAGAGGAGGGGACACGCAGGCACCUCCACCUUGAGGCCCGUCUGUCUGGAGCAGCAUCCCGGCUCCGUGCUCCUGCUGCUGCUGCACUCUGGACGUGAGUCGAAAGCCAAACAGCGGCGGAGAGCUAAAAAUAGACCCGGCGCUCUCUCUCUGAUCCGCGCCCCGCGUCCUCCACCGCCGCCAAGAAAGGAACCAACCUGCUCUCCUCCUCCUCCUUCUCUCUCCCAUUCCCCCUAUCUCUGGAUUGUACGCGUAGGCAUUUUUUGUUUAGCUGCAGAGGCUCGCGUCUUGGAGCAUCAAGACAAAGCCCCAGGAGACCCCCACCCCCAUUAACCCCCUCUCCUCCAUUUGUCUUAGUAUAGAGGCCUGUUGGGUUAUGUAACCACCUCUUACCCCCCCCUCCUUCACCUUCUGAAUUGACAUGAUCUCUUAUAUUUUAUUUGAUUUAGCUAUAAAUCCAUUUAAAUAGAGUGAUAUUGACCAAAUUUUAAAUGAUAUCACAAAUGUCAAAUUCAGUGCCCCUAAAGCAUGGACAUGACAUUGAUGAAAUCAAAAGCUCACGUGGCAUAAACCUGAAUUAAAUGAAAUUU